Molecule: messenger RNA, 1240 nt
Organism: Leucoraja erinaceus (little skate)
Lineage: Eukaryota; Metazoa; Chordata; Chondrichthyes; Rajiformes; Rajidae
Gene: pdcd10a
Product: programmed cell death 10a
Exons: 8
Coding region: 238-870 (210 amino acids)
Biological process (GO): positive regulation of MAP kinase activity; regulation of Golgi organization
Cellular component (GO): Golgi apparatus; FAR/SIP/STRIPAK complex
Molecular function (GO): protein kinase binding
Source: RefSeq, a predicted model, not a curated record
GUUUCCGGCGGGCGGAGGGAGGGGGCAGCGGUGGCGGCGACGAGAGUUUUCCCCUUUCGGUCGGAGGGGCGGCGCCGGGCGGGGUGAACGGGGGCGAGGGCCGAGGCUUCCAUCGGCGGGCCAGGCCGGAUGAGUGGAAGUGACUGGUUUUCUUGCACAGGGGGGCAGAGGAGCUCUGGCUUGCCAGUGAAUGUUGACUGUAGCACUUUUUCAGCAAUAAGGUGUGAUUAACCAAGGAUGACAAUGGAAGAGAUGAGGAAUGAAGCAGAAACGACAUCCAUGGUUUCCAUGCCACUCUAUGCAGUGAUGUAUCCAGUAUUUAAUGAGCUGGAGCAAGUUAAUUUAUCUGCUGCACAGACUCUCAGAGCGGCUUUUAUUAAGGCUGAAAAAGAAAACCCUGGUCUGACUCAAGACAUCAUAACCAAAAUUCUGGAAAAGAAUUGUGUGGAAGUGAAUUUCACCGAGUCCUUGCUGCGCAUGGCCAGUGACGAUGUUGAAGAAUAUAUGAUCGACAGGCAAGAACCAGAAUUUCGGGAACUCAAUGACAAAGCACGAGCGCUGAAAAACAUUCUCAGCAAAAUUCCUGAUGAGAUCAAUGAUAGGGUGCGAUUUCUUCAGACAAUCAAGGAUAUAGCCAGUGCAAUAAAGGAGCUGCUCGAUACUGUGAACAACGUCAUCAAAAAAUAUCAGUAUCAGAACCGCAGGGCACUUGAACACCAAAAGAAGGAAUUUGUCAAAUACUCCAAAAGUUUCAGUGAUACUUUAAAAACCUACUUCAAAGAUGGCAAGGCAAUCAAUGUGUUCAUGAGUGCCAACCGGUUAAUCCACCAAACCAACUUGAUACUGCAAACCUUCAAAACUGUUGCUUAGGAACUCCAUUUGUGUAGCUUUUUAAUGUUCAGCCUCACUGGGUUGACCUUUAUAUGUAAAUUUAAAUAGUCACAACUGUAUAAAUUAAAACCUCCAUUUCGGGAUUUGAAGAUGUUGGAUAAAAUAAUUGUCGACUUGCACCAUAUUUUUGUAAAGCAUUGUAGCUAAUCAUGAUUUCUCACUUAAGAAAUAUUGCAUAACUUUUUGCUAUCGUAUUCAAAUGAAGCCAAACAAAAUUACGCCUUAACAUAUUGUAAUGUAACAUUCCUUUGUGUAAAUAUUGGUGUUCUGUUUCUGAAGUUGCUGGCAAAAAAAACAAAGUUAUGUAUUUAACAUGAUUAGUGGCAAAUAAAUCUAAAGUUGUAAUCUA